UCCGAUGUCGAUUUGAUCACCACCACCAGACAUCUCAGCAGACAUCUGAGAUAUUCAUCCUUUGUUCUUUCAGGAAACGGGAACAAUCAGGAUGAUUUACAAGGGCAUCACUUUGGUGGUUCUUUUGACGAUCCUACAUAGCGGCAAAUGUGAAGACUACUUGGUGGCUGUAGCAUAUCAGGGUGAAAGGACGUACAUCAGGUACUUAGCAGGAGAAACUGGGGGCCUGGUGGAGAUGCAGUAUCCUCACCUCGCCGACAAAAGAGUUGAUCGAUUGGGUCCCUUCUAUAGUAGAUCCCAACGUGUAAGCGACCAGGUGAAAAUCAUAAGUGAAGUAGGAAAUGCGGCUGUCAUUGUAAGCGGAAGUGACGACGAUAUAAACAUUGUGGUAGAUGCUGACGGUGUAUUCUCUCCACUUCCUAUAUCUGCCCUUGGUACCAAGUACAUUUUACCUUCCAGUCUCGCCUCUAACCGUUAUUACCGAUCCUUGUUACUAAUAGCUACACACAACAUCAGCACUACUGUUGAUAUAUACUUUCGACUGGACAGAGGAAGUGUUUACUUUCUCUACUACGAGUACAGUGACGGCGAUGUAUUAUCCCUUAAACUUAAUCCGUAUCAAACGUUAAAGGUGUCCACUCCAUAUGAUCUAUAUGGAACGAUCAUUGACAGUGAGCACAGCAUAGCCGUCUAUAGUGGUAUGGAAUAUUUCUAUAGAUACACUGUGUAUGACCAACUGCUGCCGGUCAAGCAUUACGGCCAGGAGUACGUUGUUGCUGUAGAUGACACCAAACUGGAGCUGCAGAUCAUCAGUGAACACAGCCACGUGCAGAUCACCUUCAGUUCUGGAGUCACAGUCUCUACUGGCGAGCGUCGUCUCUAUAACCGCUCUCUUGAACGGGGAGAGAGUCUUCACUUCACCGCCACACGCCCGGUACUGGUGACACUCAGUCGAGCAGAUGGUUACAACAGUUCCUUCACAACCGUACCACCUGUACAAUCGUACGUCACACACAAAGGAGUCUGGUUAUAUUAUAACAAUCUUCGUGUAAAACUAAAGAUACUAACUGACAGGAGAGCGACUGUGUUAACUAAAGAAGAACGGCUCAACGAUCUCCUGACGUGGAGGGCUAUAGCGGGCAGCAGAUACAAAGUUGGCACACUGGUACAGUCAAGAUAUACAUCUCCGACAUUCAUAUCCAGUGACCUCCCCUUCACAGUUCUGUCCUUCUAUAACGGAUCAGUCUAUAACUCAGGCUACAAUCUGUCUGUAGAGGCACUAGUACAUUACAAAGGUCAAACUUACUUGAUGCCAUUGGCAGUGUACAAUCGUAACUACCACAAAAUACCCCGGAUACUCGCUACUGCUGGAGAGACGGGAGGCCAGUGGCAAGUACAGGAUCCACACUCUGGGCAAGUCUGGUCUCGACGCUUCAAUCCUUACAACACAGACUAUUAUUACCCCCAACGCCAUAAAGCGUACACUGUAAUUCUGGUACUGGUGCUUGUCAGAGAUGAUGCUAUUCAGAUCAAAGGGGGAAUGAACGAUUACACAUCAUUCUGCCCCCUUCCAGUGUCGGAACUAGGCACGAAGUACAUUGUGACUUCCUGUCUUCCUACUGACAACAUUCACGUGGACACAACGUCGUACAUGUCCGUCUUGGUGAUAGCCACACACAGCAAGAAAGCGGAUAUUGACGUCAUCUUCAGACUGGACGGCAACGUUACCUACGACGGCAGGACGUACAUCGACGGGGACAUUCUCAGUUUCAGAUCAGAUAAUUAUCAGACAUUCUCCUUAAACAGUUCAUCUGAUAUGACCAGAACCAUCGUUAAAGCUACGGACACAAUAGCUGUCUAUAGUGGCACAUAUCAUGUGCGCGAUACGAUCUUCACUACUUUCGAGCAAUUGCUUCCCGUGAAACAUCAUGGACAUGACUAUGUUGUCGCAAUCCAGAACCCGUAUUACUUUGACAUAAUAUACAGGACUGCCCUUCAACACCAACUUCAAGUUGUUACCGACCACAGUGACACGAACAUCAUGUUUAACAACGGUUCUUCCAUAUCAGUGGGUGAAGAUGGAGUGUACCGUAAACCAUGUGGAAAUUCUGAAACGUUCUACUUCAACACCACAAGGCCAGUAAUGGCCACAUUGUGUGUCUUUGGAAGGUAUUACCAUCGUGAUGCGUUAGUUGUAGUGCCCCCAGUAAGCCUAUACUCCAGGUUAACAACAUAUGCCCAGGGUACCGUGCAGAUUAUGACAGAUCAAGAUAACGGUGAUGUGGCCGUUGAACAAAUUCAUGACAGUAUAUCUACAGUUUUAAGCCCUCCAGUCAAAUGGAAGAAUGUGUCAGGUACAAGAUACAAAGUGGGAACAUUAAGAAGUGGGAGAUACAUAACAACCAUCCGUUCUGAUGCUUCCUUUGCUGUCCUUGGAUACUAUGACAAUUUAAUAUACAAGGGAGGAUACAGUUUUAGGAAAAAUCAUGAUACAGAAACCUCUGUACCAGAUGGACUUGGCAACAGGUUAGAUACCAGUGAUCGCUUCAAAGGGACCUCGACAUCAGAUGGAAGCGGAAUCAAGAUAAAUACAGGCGGGUGUUUCCCUCUUUACCGCGAUGCAUUUAUACGACGGACCUCGUCAUAGCCUUACUACCACUGUACUACAGUAUAGUAUCUCCCGAGCAGCGCGACCGCCUCCGUGGUGUAAUGGUUAUACCA
Molecule: messenger RNA, 2721 nt
Organism: Haliotis rubra (blacklip abalone)
Lineage: Eukaryota; Metazoa; Mollusca; Gastropoda; Lepetellida; Haliotidae
Exons: 5
Coding region: 92-2647 (851 amino acids)
Source: RefSeq, a predicted model, not a curated record